Molecule: messenger RNA, 1201 nt
Organism: Nycticebus coucang (slow loris)
Lineage: Eukaryota; Metazoa; Chordata; Mammalia; Primates; Lorisidae
Product: glutathione S-transferase alpha I-like
Exons: 7
Coding region: 158-829 (223 amino acids)
Biological process (GO): glutathione metabolic process; xenobiotic metabolic process
Cellular component (GO): cytosol; extracellular exosome
Molecular function (GO): glutathione transferase activity
Source: RefSeq, a predicted model, not a curated record
GGGAGUGGCUGUUCCCUAGGGGCCGCCCCUGCAGUGGGCAGAAGUGCCACAGUAUUAAAGCAGCUGCCACACAGGACACACAGAUCAGGAGGUGGCCGGCAGGAGCUGAGCAGAGACCCAGCCAGGACUUAAUCAGAGAGACCAAGAGACUGCUAUUAUGGCGGGGAAGCCCAAGCUUCAUUACUUCAAUGGACGAGGCCGAAUGGAGUCCAUCCGGUGGCUCUUGGCUGCAGCUGGAGUAGAGUUUGAAGAGAUAUAUAUGAAAUCUGCAGAAGAUUUGGAUAAGUUAAGAAAUGAUGGGAGUUUGAUGUUCCAGCAAGUGCCCAUGGUGGAGAUUGAUGGGAUGAAGCUGGUGCAGACGAGGGCCAUUCUCAACUACAUCGCCAGCAAACACAACCUCUACGGGAAAGACAUAAAGGAGAGAGCCCUGAUCGAUAUGUAUACAGAAGGAGUAGCAGAUUUGUAUGAAAUGGUCCUGCUUUUCCCCCUAUGUCCGCCUGAUGGACGAGACGCCAACCUUGCCUCGAUCAAAGAGAAAACAACAAAUCGCUAUUUUCCUGCUUUUGAAAAAGUGUUAAAGAGCCACGGACAAGACUACAUGGUUGGCAACAGGCUGAGCAAAGCUGAUGUCCUCCUGGUGGAACUUAUCUACACCGUGGAAGAGCUGGACCCCAGCCUUACCACCAACUUCCCUCUGCUGAAGGCCCUGAAAACCAGAAUCAGCAACCUACCCACCGUGAAGAAGUUUCUGCAGCCUGGCAGCCAGCGGAAGCCUCCCUUGGAUGCAAAAACCUUAGAAGAAGCCAAGAAGAUUUUCAGGUUGCCAUAAAGCUGGUGCAGGGAUGAGGCAGACGCAAGACCAAUGUGCAGCAUUUUGCAGCCAUGGAGUGCUGGUUGAAUUGCUGAUUGUGACUACUGUGAAGCCCAUAAACUUUUAAAAUCGUAUGCUAAUCAAGUCAUAAAAGUUCUAUGAGCUGAUUUAGUUGAAAUUCAUUCCUUUUUACUUAUUUUUAUUCCUUUUCGUUUAAAUCUGAUAUGAAAUGAGACUUCCAAUAUCCUCUAACCUCUUCUCUCUUGGAAUUAAAUGUAUUGUGCAAAAGGAAAAUGUACAUUAUGUUGUUUGCUUCCCAUUUCCAGAGAUUGUCCUGUAAUAUUUGUUAUGUGACCUAUCAAAAAAUUAUGAAUGAAAAUUUAAAUUUGA